Molecule: messenger RNA, 5259 nt
Organism: Myxocyprinus asiaticus (Chinese sucker)
Lineage: Eukaryota; Metazoa; Chordata; Actinopteri; Cypriniformes; Catostomidae
Gene: pde4d
Product: phosphodiesterase 4D, cAMP-specific
Exons: 15
Coding region: 196-2505 (769 amino acids)
Biological process (GO): signal transduction
Cellular component (GO): nucleus; cytosol; perinuclear region of cytoplasm
Molecular function (GO): 3',5'-cyclic-AMP phosphodiesterase activity
Source: RefSeq, a predicted model, not a curated record
ACUUCCGCUACUCUGCUCUUUCACAGUUUACUACCACUCACUCAUUUUUACACUAAGUAGGCUGCGUGGGGUCCGUGGUGACGCUCCAAGUUCAUACACCCCCCCUCGGUCUUCCCUGCCUUGGGGAACAUAUCGCUGGAUUAGUGGACGUUUUUUUACCCUUAGCAGCAGGAGAAGGACAGCUGAAGCGUGAGGAUGGCCCAGCAAGCGGCCGUGGGCCACCAGGACACGCUGGCAGUGCCGCCCAUGCCCAAGCAUGUUGGGUUGAAUGAGGACCUAGUAAAGAUCUUGAGGGAGAACCUCCUGCAGCAGGAGCGACCUCGUGGGCACCGCCGCUCGCCCUCGUCCAUAUCGCCCCGGCUGUCACCCAGGAACUCUCCGCGCCUUCUACGACGGAUGCUUCUCAACAACAACAACCACAAGCAGCGGCGUUUCACUGUAGCGCACACAUGCUUUGAUGUGGACAAUGGCACCUCAUCAGGACGCAGUCCGCUGGAUCCCAUGGCCAGCCCGGGGUCAGGGCUCAUUCUCCAGGCCAACUUUGUGCACAGCCAGAGGAGAGAGUCCUUCCUUUACCGCUCUGACAGUGACUAUGACCUCUCACCAAAGUCUAUGUCCAGGAACUCCUCCAUCGCUAGUGACAUACAUGGUGAUGAUAUGAUUGUAACACCUUUUGCACAGGUUCUGGCGAGUUUAAGAACUGUCCGGAACAACUUUGCUGCUUUAACAAAUAUACAACAGGAAAGGACCAAUAACAAGAGAUCCCCCAUGUGUAACCCACCUCCCAUCACAAAGACCUCCUACACAGAGGAGGCCUACCAGAAACUGGCCACAGAGACCCUGGAGGAGCUGGACUGGUGCCUUGAUCAGCUCGAGACCUUGCAGACCAGGCAUUCGGUCAGUGAGAUGGCAUCCAACAAGUUCAAAAGGAUGUUGAACAGAGAAUUAACUCACCUCUCAGAGAUGAGCCGAUCUGGUAACCAGGUGUCGGAAUUCAUCUCCAGUACAUUCUUAGACAAGCAACACGAGGUGGAGAUGCCAUCGCCCCAGUCUCAGAAAGACAAGGAGAAGAAGAAAAGGCCGAUGUCCCAGAUUAGUGGUGUAAAAAAGCUAACGCACAGUUCCAGCCUCACCAACUCCAACAUACCCCGAUUUGGAGUUAAAACUGAAACAGAGGACGAGCUGGCCAAGGAGCUUGAAGAUGUAAAUAAAUGGGGCCUUAAUGUCUUCAAAGUCUCUGAAUUUUCUGGGAACAGACCAUUAACGGUUAUGAUGUACACAAUAUUCCAGGAGAGAGACUUGUUAAAGACGUUUAAAAUUCCCCUCGAUACCUUUAUCACCUAUCUGAUGACUUUAGAGGACCAUUACCAUGCUGACGUUGCCUAUCACAACAAUAUCCAUGCUGCUGAUGUCACACAGUCUACUCAUGUUCUAUUAUCAACCCCUGCCCUUGAGGCUGUGUUUACAGACCUUGAAAUUCUUGCUGCCAUAUUUGCCAGUGCAAUACAUGAUGUUGAUCAUCCUGGCGUCUCCAACCAGUUCCUUAUUAACACUAACUCUGAGCUGGCCCUCAUGUAUAAUGAUUCAUCUGUGUUGGAGAAUCAUCACCUGGCUGUAGGUUUUAAACUGUUGCAGGAAGAGAACUGCGAUAUCUUCCAGAACCUGACCAAGAAACAGCGGCAGUCACUUCGCAAGAUGGUCAUUGACAUUGUUCUGGCCACAGACAUGUCUAAACAUAUGAAUUUGUUGGCUGAUCUGAAAACCAUGGUGGAGACCAAAAAGGUGACCAGUUCAGGAGUAUUACUACUGGACAACUACUCAGACCGGAUACAGGUCUUGCAGAAUAUGGUGCACUGUGCGGACCUUAGUAACCCCACUAAGCCGCUGCAGCUGUACAGGCAGUGGACGGACCGCAUCAUGGAAGAGUUCUUCAGCCAGGGCGACAGAGAGAGGGAGCGUGGCAUGGAGGUCAGCCCCAUGUGUGACAAGCACAAUGCAUCUGUUGAGAAGUCCCAGGUGGGCUUCAUUGAUUACAUCGUGCACCCACUGUGGGAGACGUGGGCCGACCUUGUGCACCCAGACGCCCAGGACAUCCUGGAUACGCUGGAGGACAACAGGGAGUGGUAUCAGAGCACCAUUCCCCAGAGCCCCUCUCCUGCACUGGACACCAACAGCGAGGGCCGCCGCACCGCUGGUCAGGAGAAAUUCCAGUUUGAAUUGACUCUAGAGGAGGAUGGAGAAUCAGACACGGAGAAGGACAGCAGUAGCCCUCCUGAUGAGGAGGAGGAGGAGGAGGAGGAGGAAGAUGAGGAAAACAGUUGCAGUGACUCUAAAACCCUUUGCACACAGGACUCCGAAUGUACAGAAAUCCCCCUGGAUGAGCAGGUGGGGGACGGACAGGAAGACGAAGAGGAAGAGGAGGAACAGGAAGGAGAAAGGGAAAUAUCAGAACCCUGUGUUUUAGAGGAGGAGGAGGAAGAGGAGGAGGACACUGCGAACACAUAACACAGUAUGACACGGCAUCUGAACUUUUUUAUAUUAGAGAUGAGAAACACUUAUUUAUGGUUAAGAUAUUAGUUUUUUCAUUGUCUAUUUUGCAUACUUCAUUGUUCAGAAGUGCUUUUUAAUGUUCGCCUUUUAGCUAUUUUUAUUGAUUCAUUUUAUUUCCUGUUUUUGCACUCAGGAAUAGCUUUUCCACUCCCAUCUUUCACUCAAAAAAGACAAAUGUAAGGUUGAAACAGCUUGAAUAUGUCUUUUAUAUCUGGUUUGUGAGGUACUGUUUUUUUCUCUCCCUCGACUGAAGCAGUAUUUCAAAAACAUUUAACUAAAGAUCAGUUUUUUGUUGUUUUUUUUUUUUACUGUUUUUUCGCCAACAAGACACUAAUUGUUCCUGUUUAUCUGAAAAAAAGGGGUAAUUCGAAACAUUUCAGCAGACAAACAUUUUGGUAGAGAUCACUAAAUGCUUUGAACUUCACGUCUUCCUUGAUGCCUUGAAUGUGUUAUUUACCUGGAUUUUGUUGUCUGUUGAGUCUGCGUAUCAAGUAUUAUUUAAAGUGAAUGGACGCAGUACCAAAGUGAAAUGAAAAGACUCAUGAGACUCAAUUAUCAUACUGAAAAUACACAAUUUGACAUUACCAUUUUUUUUUAUUUAAAUUACCAUUUUUGGUGGUAAUUUGCUUCUUUUUUUUUUCUUUUUUUUUAACCACUGUUUGUUGCACUCAGAUUUCUGUAAACAAUGAGUUCUGUAGUUCUUUAAACCUGUCUCUUCAACUUGAUAAUACUUAAGUAUGGCCAAAUUUUAACAUUGAACUUUUAUUUUAUAUCUCUGAGUACAAAAGCUGAUGAUUCUGUUCAUAAAACAGCUUGAAUCAGCCUUUAAUAUGUUUAUUACCCAACUUAGAAUGUUCAAAUAUCAGUAUACUUGCAAAGGAGUAAAAUUAAACCUGGGAAUCACUUUAUACAGUAAAUAAUAAUAAUAAUACUAAUAGUAACAAUUUUUUAAUGUUAUUAUUAUUAAUAAUAAUAUAUAAUAAUAAUUUAUUAUAAUACUUUUUAUUUUUUAUUUUUUUAUUUAUUAUUAUUAUUGCUAGGUGUUUUAUUCUGUUUUUCCUGCUCAGUUCUUUCUCAGAAUUCACUUGUUUCACAGUUGUUAUGGUGCCAUAUAUCCCUUUUUCCCUUCAUUUACCUCUUUCUGUUUUCACAUGAUCACAAGACAAUCAGCUUCAGUGCAGAGCUUCAUUGUAUGUGUGAACUUGGAUGCUUUGUACUUUUUUGUUGUUUCAGUUUUAAUUUUUCUUGUAUUUAUUAUUUUGUUAUUUUCAAUCUUGCCAAACAUUUCCACUUAUAAUGAUUUGAAUGCUGUAUUACUCAUCUCUGCCAGGUGAUCUACUGUAUACAUUUCUUUUUUAUAAUUAUUUGUAUGCUAGCAUUAUUUAUUAGCUCUCUUUGAUCUGCUUGUAGCAUCCACAAUGCCGGCUUAUGAGUCAGUUUUCCUAAAUCUAUUUUAAUUAUACAUAUGCAGUAAAUAUACUUAGUCAAAUGUAUAAAAUUAUGUAUGAUAUUGAAGCCUUUUGAAACUGCCCCUAUUUCAUUGCUGUCUUUAUUUACUUUAUUUAAAACUCAUUCUGUUGCCAAGGUUUUACAUGUGGUCGUUUAUGUUUUGUUUAGAUUUUUAUUGUCUCUAUUCACUACAUUGUUUCUCAUUUCUGUCUGUUUACAUGCGUGUAUUUAUUGUGCUGUACAGUACAUAUUGUUGCUCUUUUGUUGUUGUAAAUGAUUAUAUCAUCCCUUUUGGUGAUGGUGUUGUAUUAUGGAACUCUUACUGAGAGAAUGUUUGUUAUUCUUAGUAUAUAAUGUACCCAUUGAUAUGUGUCUCUAGAGAGAUUGCGUAGAGAAAGGGGAAAGCCAAAUUAUAGUCAUUAUUAUGUUUAUUUCCCAUUCUUUCUUUUUCAAAGAAAGUGGUUCAUUGGCCUGAGGGUUGUGCCUUAAAGAUAGCUCUUUACUUUUUCUCCUCUGGCUGUACUAAAGAAACUACUGGCUGGAAAUCAAUCUAGAUGUGUUUGUUGUUUUCCUCUUGUGAAGGACAAAUGCUCCCAGAAAAAAAAAAAAAAAAAAAAAAAACAUGUUUUAUAGACAAAAGCGUCAGACCUCAUUGGACAGGGUAAAAGCAGGCCAAAGUGUGGAGGGUUUGGGUUUGUGACCAGCUGUAAGUAGAACAUCAUAUUUCGGUCUGUGUUCAUAUGACUGAAACAUUCUAGAACAUCUAAAACAUUCUAGAACAUUUGCGUUUCAUGCAAUAUGAAAGAAAACACAUUUUGUUGUGGGGGAUAACAGGGCAUUUUUGUUUCCAGAUCAAGAGAGAAGUUAGAGCAUCUUCACAAAAACCCCAAACUUCAAGUUGGGACUCAUUUUGACACAUAUACUGUAGAAUUGCCCUAUGUGGAUGAAAUCAGUGCAUCCUUCUACUUUUGUUUUUUUUUAAAUCAUGAGAAAAUACACAAACCGAAUUUGAAAAAAAGAGAUAUUUAGGGAUAACUAUUUUUUUGUUCUGUGACUUCAAUGACAAAUUGUCUGGAGGGUUUCACAAGACAGUGUUGUUGUUUAUUGGACUCCUUGUUUAUUGCAGUCUAUUGGAUAGAACUUUAGAAAUCAAAUUUAUGUAUGAAAACUGGUAAAAAUCCAAUAAAAAAUGUUUUGUUUUUUUUUUGUUUAUUUUUUUUUAUAUAUAUGCACCAAAAUAAAAGCAUGGGUUGACUCGAA